This is a messenger RNA of Thelazia callipaeda (thelaziosis nematode), 2664 nucleotides long. The record is from the annotation of a GenBank genome assembly. NCBI's taxonomy places the organism in Eukaryota, Metazoa, Nematoda, Chromadorea, Rhabditida, Thelaziidae.
UCACAAGAAGUAGAGAUAAAUAGUUAUCUGGAAGGUGGGUGCUUUGCUCGUUCUCUGAUCAUGUGGGUUAAAUUUGGUAUCUCUGAGCAUGGAAGAAAUUUAUGGAUUCCUUCCGGUUGGGGUCGCAUUUACUUGGUAGUAUUUUGUUUGGAUGCACCAGGUGAAACAAUGAUGACGUGGUUGCCACCUUCACCUCCACUUUCUGACAGCGGCGAUGAUAUUUAUUAUGAUUGUACCGGGGAAUACUGGUUUGAGCAACUACCAAUGGCGGAACAUCGCUUACCAUCAAUAAUUUAUGAGCUUUACCGCCCACUACCAGCUGCACCUAGAUUACCGCCAGCACCACGAUGUAUGCCGGAAAUUGUGCUUCCGGGCCCCAUUCAGUAUCAGAUAGCACCAGGUGUAUUACCACCGAUUAUUGCAAUGCCUCCAUCGCCAACUGGCAUGUGUACCGUGGCAAGUGGUAUUAUUCGCGACACUGUGCCAUCUCCAUCAACAUCAGUUACUUCAAUUGCUCAGGAACGUGGCAUCAAUUUGAUACCUCAGACAGGCGCAUCUUCUGGUGCUGCUUAUCUUGAUACAUCAAACUUGCUAAGACCUGCCACACCUUCGUGCCUUCCUGGCUCCGUUGACGAUACUAUCGAUAGUGUACGAAAGACUGCACAAAAAACGAUACCAUUUCAGGGACUUCAAAGAUCUCAAGUUGGAAGCAGACAUUGCAGUUUGCUUGAUGGCCGUAAUACUACAAGUGAUCUACGACGACCGUUUACACCACCUCCUCGAUAUCGUGAAGCGAUUGAUUAUGAUGGAACAGAAUGGAGUAUUGCAGAGGAGUAUGAAGCGCUCAUGAUUUUAACCAAAUUACAACGUUUACCGAAUCAUUUGCAUUCGACAAAAGAUGGACAUUGUGUAAAUUGGGAUUUGAUGUCGACUUUAUUGAGUACGUGGUCAGAAGUUUACCGGUAUGUUGUGAUCAAAUUUUUUAGUUCUCCUCGCCAAUGUUCACUUCAUUAUCAAAUGGUGGUGCAACCACGGGAAGAGGGACGAAUGGUUACUUUGGAUCCAAUUACAAAGAAAACGCGAAGAGUUCCUUUAUCAUCUAGUGAAAUGAUCACUAAUUUAACAUUAAUCAAAUUGAUAUUUUUUUUGGGAUUUACAUCAAGAUUUUCAGUACAUAUGAAACGUGGGCGAACGAAAACUGAUCAGCAGUAUUUUGCUGACAUUGUACAGUUGUUGUCUUCUGAAUUUGAUAAAAAAGCUAAAGCGCUAAAAAUGGCAUCUCUGAAACAAACACCUCACUUGGAAAUGCAAAGAUUGGAUGAAGCGGAAAUAAAAUGGGAUUUGCCUGAAGCCCAAGGAAUGAAAUUAACUGAAUUGGGUGUACAAUACGAUUCUACAACAACUCUGUUAGAAAUUAUAAAUCGUCGCGAGGAGAAUCGUAAAAAUUCAGUUAAAUCAACAACCCAAAAGAAUCUCACUUUCAUAGGAGAUGAUGAAGAAACGGUUGGUUUUGGGCAGAUCACAGAAGAGAAAGCAACUCUUAAAGAGCCAGCACUGAGUACGAUUCCUGGCGUUAUCAACUAUCAGAGAAUUAGUUAUGAUGAUAUUAUGCAAGAAGCACAAAAACAACCUGUUGCUGUCGCGACAUCUCUUUCUGGCACAUCUGUUUCAACUGCGAAAAUAUUCUCUGCUAGUAGCCAAAGUCAAUCCGCAAGCAGUGCGUCUGCUCAAAGCUCAAGUGAUUCAACUCCAAUCAUUUUUGGCCAACGUGCUUGCGCUGAUCACUCACAAUCUCCUAAACUCCAAGUUACAUCUGCUGCUACACCUACUGCUACGACUAGUGCUACAUCCAGUGCUACACCUGCUGCUCACCAGAUCAGUUCUCGGCGCCUUACAGUUCCAGUUGGUUCAGGCAGUUCAGCUCAACAUCAAAUUGUCAUGACAGGAAGUACACAAAUGGGAUCAACUGGAGGACAACAACCAUACGCUGUUGUGGUCACAUCCCAUGAUACUGUAAGCCAUGGAUUGCAAUUUGCUUGGCACACAUUAUCGGUUCCCAAUGCUAUUUUAAGUUGGGUGGUCAACAGUCUAGUGGACGCUUCCAACAUGCGGUACGACAGGAAGGAAUGGCUGAGCGGCAAACGGUUUAUCGAGCAAUUCCUUCUCUCAGUUCGAAAAGAACGAUAUCUUCACAAAUUCCGCAACGAUGGUGGUAAAAGUGAUCUUCUCUACUUCACUGCCUUUCUGUUCAAUUAUUUUGUUCUUAAAAUAUUUUAUUUUCAGCAAAAAGUGUUCCAGAUUGCGACCGGAACAUCUGCAGAAUCACAACAGCAAAUUUAUGCUGCUCCAUCUCAUAGCGGACGAACGUUGAUUAUGUCCCAAGGAGAUAAUUCUCACCUGGGUGAAGCAAGUCAGAUACAGAUGAUUCGACCGCAAAUGCAAACUGGAAUAUCUUUACGUCAAGAUGUUCGACCUAAAAUAGCUCAGCGAACACCGCAGGGUCGUUUGUACGUUACUACUACUGGUGCUGACCGUACAUACAUUAUGCCACAGUCACAAGUACGAAUGAUACAUGGUGCGCAGCGGAUCACAUCAAAACGUGUGACAAAUUCGUUACACACAAAGACAAUAGGGGGACAAGCGCAAGUAGGUUUGCUGGAAUAA